ACUUUUUGUCAAUUUUCUAUUUACUUUUUGCUGCUGCCUUAUCAAUAUAUUUUCCUCGGUGUUUCUGUUUUUGUACAUACCUCCAAAAACAUGGAAUUUGUACAUUCGCCGCCCCCCACUCGUUUUAAAGUGUGCUUGCUACGAUUUUGCUAUUUCGUGUUGUGUAAAGCUAUGAAUAUUGCAGUGAUUUAAGCUAACAUUCGUGACUUUCGUUAAACAAAUACGUGCUUUUAAAAGUAACUUUCAUCUGCUGGCGUUAAUAAUCGAAAUUGUUUUUGUUGCAUUUACUUGUAAAUUGACACUAAAUAUCGGUUGUGACAACAUUGCCUUCACAUUGAAACGGAUUUGCUGUUUGCGUACGUAGCGAGGACGUAUGCACGACAGCGGAAGUGUAGGAGGCUCUUUCAAGUGGGCAUACGUGUGUCCGUGCGUCUAAGCGUCUCGAGUGUUUGCUCGGUGGCCACACACACACACAUUGCAACCGACCCACCACCAUAAACCACCAAUACUAAACAAACGACCUACAAUACUGGCAUAGCAGUGCAUCAAAGAGGAAUAUCGGUCGUUGUGAACGUCCUGCAUAAUUAUUUGCAUUUAAAUCAAAUUGAAUUUUACUGAACGCACUGGAAAAUAAGCUAAAACAUGGAUUUGAAGUUCGUCAAUGUCAUUAUAUUGGGCUUCGGCUUUAUGUUCGUAUUCACGGCCUUCCAAACCAUGGGUAACAUUGAGAAAACUAUACUGGAUAGUAUUGCGAAGGAGGACAACAACUUCACCGGCGAUGGUUACACCAGUUUGGCGAUUAUUUAUACGACAUUUUCGCUAUGCAAUUGGCUAGCGCCGUCCUUCAUCUCAUUCACAGGACCACGUGUGGCCAUGCUGGUGGGAUCACUCACUUAUACGCUCUUCAUGAUCGUGUUUCUAUUUCCCUCCAAUUGGCUGCUCUACUUGUCGAGUGGCAUUUUGGGCGCCGGUGCAGCCAUCACUUGGACCGGGCAGGGUAACUUCUUGGCACGUUGCAGCGAUCUCUCGACGAUAUCACGCAACUCGGGCGUCUUUUGGGCGCUACUGCAGUGCAGCAUGUUUUUCGGCAACAUCUUCGUCUAUUUCCAAUUCCAAGAUAAGGAACAUAUUGAUGCGACCACACGAAGCACGGUUAUUGGUGUACUAACGGCUUUAGCAGUGUUGGGUAUAGUAUUUCUGGCAGCAUUGCGUCCUAUGGAAGACAACUCAGUGGGCACGUCUGAAAUGCAACGGCAGCAACAGCAAAAUCGUACUGGCUGGGGUAGCGCGGUGUAUGCGCUCAAGUCGGCCGGACAGCUCUUCAUCACCAGAGAUAUGCUGUUACUCAGCGUUGCAUUUCUCUAUACUGGACUUGAAUUGUCCUUCUUCAGCGGCGUUUAUGGACCAUCCAUUGGUUUCACGAAGAAGAUACACAACACACCGAAGGAAAUCGUUGGCUUGGCUGGCAUUUGUAUAGGCGCUGGUGAGGUGUUCGGCGGUGGCCUCUUUGGCAUUCUGGGCAAGAAAACCACACGUUUUGGACGCGAUCCCAUCGUUAUUGCCGGCUAUGUCAUACACAUGGUUGCAUUCUUUCUGAUAUUCCUCAACUUGCCCGACAAUGCGCCAUUCAAAGACACCGAAGACAUCUCGUAUUUGGAUCCGCCACGCGCUUGGAUUGCUCUCUUAUGCGCUUUUAUGUUGGGCUUGGGCGAUGCCUGCAUGAAUACGCAGAUCUACUCGAUGUUGGGCGGUGUUUAUGUGAAGAAUUCUGUGGGCGCCUUUGCGCUCUUCAAAUUCACGCAGUCCAUUGCUGCCGCCAUAAGCUUCUUCUACUCCUCACAUCUCGGUUUGCGCGCUCAAUUGGGUAUUUUGGUGAUCUUUGGCACAAUCGGCACAGCCUGCUUCUGUAUUGUCGAAUGGGCGGUGAAGCGACGACAACGUGAAUCGCCAGAAGACUCACGAACUGUUUCGCAAGACUCGCGUUCUGUUUCAUAUGAUAAAUAAAAUAAGUUCAUCAAAUCCUAAAGCUACUGAGUUAGCUCAAGUAAAUGUGGCAUAUGCGACCUGAUCUGACAACAACAAUUAUGAAGCUGAAGCAAAAGCAUACAUGUUAAAUAUAUUCGUAUACAUAUAUACACACCCGUAUAUUUACAUAUAAGUAAGUUGAAAUCGAUAUUUGGUUGAAUGUAAUUAAGUACUUCGAAAGUAAAACAAAAACAUUGUUGCGAUACAGUAGUGUGCGUGUCUACAGUGUGUGCAUAAAGUAUUUAUACAUACCACAUAUUGGAUGUAUGUAAAUGUGCGUUGAUUCAUGUCGGUAGUGUUUGGUCUUCCGGGACAAUAAUUAAUGUCAAGCUAAAAUACAAAAGCUAAGAAAUUGUUAUAUUGUAAUUCACUAGUGUAAAAUUUUCAACGCAUUUUUUAUGCGUUUAAUAAUGAUAUUGCAAUAUUUUCCAUUUGUUAUAAUGCCAAACUACAUACAUAUUGUUUGUUUUAGAUAUGCGUUUUUUUAUAUAUACAAUAUUUUAUAAAAUCAAAAAACAAAAAAAAAAAAACAAAAAACACACACACAAGUUGACUAUAUGUAUUAAAAGAAAUCCUGUUUGAAUUUAGCUAAAUGUAAGUGUAUGUUUGUAAUUGUUGUAUAUACAUAUUAUUAAAAAUACAUAUAUGUAAUAAAAAAAUGUUAGAUCGUAAUUAUUAAAUGAUGAAACGCAGUUUUCAACCGAUAUAAUCGUUUUACAAAAACAAGUAAUUGUUUGUUUGUUGUUUUGAUUGUUUAGUAGUGUUGUUAAUGCUUUUUAAAAAAGAAGAAAAAUUUAUUUGAGAUUUUUUUAAGAAAUGCGGCGUAGUUUCAUUGAAAUUUCUAAUUUAAUUUCUUUUUUAGUUUGCAAAAGUCCGCUGUUAUGCAAUUAAAUAUGAGUGUAAGUGCUUUCGAAACCCGCUCAGCUGUAAUAAAUAAAUACCGAAAAUCAAAUUAAUUUUAUGAUAAGAAUUUUUGUGUUAUAUUUAUCUAAAAUUGUAAAUCAUAACUGGAAUUUUAAAUUAUAUAUUGACAUGAAAAAAUUCCGAA
Zeugodacus cucurbitae (melon fly) is the source of this 3073-nucleotide messenger RNA. Its product is annotated as UNC93-like protein MFSD11. Lineage: Eukaryota; Metazoa; Arthropoda; Insecta; Diptera; Tephritidae. The record is from RefSeq and is a predicted model, not a curated record. The coding region runs from base 643 to 2004 and encodes 453 amino acids. The transcript is spliced from 6 exons.